AUGGACAUCAACCAUAUUGUUUCCCUUAUUGAAACUUUCAACAACAGUCAUGAUUCGAAGGUAAUAAAUGACAUUCAAAACGUAUUGCAACAACACCAAAAAUCUGAGCUAGGGAUUGAUCUUGCCAAUGCAUUACUAUCUCAGGAAAAUGGCUCGACAAAUGUGAAGUACUUUGGUGCCCUUACGUAUACCGUCCAGUUAACGACAUGUUUGCAUACCGAAAGCCAGCUAUGGUCUAUCUUCCAAGGUAAUUUAGUUCAUCUUACAAGAAUGAUGUUUUUGUUUACUUCCAAUCCAGCCGCCGCCUCCAAUUUAUUGGUGACAAUCACCAAGUUGAUGUCAAACCUAUCUUUAAUUUUUUUGACAAUUAAUAGCGAUGCCAUCGGAGCUGAUUCAAAUAAGAUUCCUGCAUGGCGCAAUCCUGUAAAUACAUGCAUCAAGCUAUUGCAACAUUGCAACGAAUCAAACCUGUUUGAAUGGAGGACAGACAAUUCCGAAAUAGCUGAAAGAUUGGUUCGUACAUGCUUGAAUGAAGAUGUUCCAUACACGGAGCUAAUUGGGAACAUCAGCUCUUCUGCUCCAUUAAACAAAUUAUUGUUAUUAUUCACAAAGGUUAUUGUUGAAGACAUGAACAAAUAUCAAUCGAAAAAAAGUUCCUUGUCCAACGUUUAUGAAAUGGUACACAACCAUUUAUAUAUUAGCACUAUGGCCAUUUUGAAUUUUAACUUGGAGAAUAUGAUGUCUUCUGGUGCAACUUCCGAAGUAUUUCCUUGCAUUACCUCUUGGAUUCAUUACAUAUCAAUGGCAAGAAAUGUCUCCGCUCAUGGAACUAUGGACUUGACUGAGAUGUUCAACAAUAUGAUAAAUGUCAUGUGCAUGGCAAGCAACGGAUCCCAGGAAUUCCCAUAUUCCGACGAGGUGAUCUCAAUUUUCGAUGAUUUGUUCUCAAAUGACCCUACGCUUAUGUCAUUCGAAGUUCGUGCUAAACUAGAAGCAAUUUUCCUUGGAGUUUCAAGGCAUUCAAUGAACACCUCGAACGACUGGAUGUUAGCAUAUAUGAACCAUUUAGUAACAAAUGAAUUAUAUGACGAUUUGAAGGUCUUGGCAUCCUGUGUUGUUGACUUCUUACAAAUUUCCAACCUCGACGUUUGUAACAAACUUUUUACCAAUAUUCAUGAGAACACGGGUGACCAAUCUUUGGAAGAUUACAUCAGGGUACUACUACAAUUAACCAACUUCCCUCUUAUUCCAAUCUUGCAGGAAACUUAUUCAUCUAAAAUGAUAGAAUUCUGGCUCGAUCUAGCAGAAGGGUAUGGUAAUCUUCCUCAAGAAGCCUUAAAGGCAGAUGCAAACGAAAUCGCUGAAAACAUGUUCAAUCAAGUGGUUCAAAUUUACCUACCGAAGAUCAGUCUAAUGAAUAAACAAAAGAUUAUGGAAGAAGAUGAUGAUCAAUCUUUGCUUCAUGAAUUUGAUGAUUUCAGAUCCGCAACACAGGAUCUCAUGGAGAUAUUAUGGACGAUCUUGGGUCAUAGUAAACUAACUAUCGUUCUCAUUAGAGGUGUUGGCCAAGCUGACACGAAUAAUGUUGACUUAUAUCAGGUAGAGGCAAUGUCAUUUUUGCUUGCCAAAUUAUUAGAUGGAGUGAAUUUCUCACAAUCUCCCUUCAUCAGUGAUGCUAUCGGUGAGAACCAUCUUAUAGACAAUUUAUUGUUCUUGUUGCAAACAGGAUGCAAACAGAAGGAACAUUCGAAAACUGCACAGGUUUUGAAGUUAGACUUCGUUAAAGCCACAUGCAAUUUACUUGGUGUAAUGGCCACAUAUUUCCACGUCGAUUCCAAGCCACUUGGACCAAUCGUAGAAUCUCUAUUCGAAUGUCUUGAAACAUCAAGGCAAUACAAUCCAAUUGAGUAUUCGAUUAAAAUGGAACUACAACUAAACAGGACGAUAUCGCUAAUUUGCGAGAAUUGUAGAAAAGAGUUAAUUCCUUUCUUGCCAAAUUUCAUACAAGUUUUACGUUCUAUUAUGAGGCCCGAAUCACCUGUAUCGCAUUUCACUAGGGAAAAAUUUGUGAAAUCGAUCGGUAACAUUAUACAGAUGUGCGUUUCGGAGGGUCCUGAAGCUCAAGCCAAUCAUAUUUCUAAUAUGGUGGAUAUGAUUGGAGGCCUAAUACAAACCACCGAUGCCAAAUCUGACAUGUUAUCGUUACUUGCUUGUCUCAGUGAGUUAGGAUCCGGCCUUUCUCAAUUACCUAACGACGACGAAUUUAUAGAAAACAAUCCAAUGUACCUAGCCCAACUACCCGCAUUCCAGGCUUAUUGGCUACAAGAUCCAAUGAGAGUAAAGGACAAAGUCAUGCAUCUUGUACAAUAUGCGUUAUCCAAAUAUGGUACUGAUCCAGAAUUCGUGGAAGUAUCUUGUUUAAUUAUCGGGAAAGCUAUAACUUUACCAGAUGAUAUACCGCACUUCUUACGCUAUCCAUUAUCUGAAAUGAUGUCGUUCUAUAUGACAUGUAUUUCGAACUGCGAUUAUGCAUCUGGUCUACCUUACAUCGAGUACCAGCUAGAGAAGAUUGUAGCUGGAUUCAAAGAUCAACUAACUUCACACGAAUUCGACGAAAUGUUCAAACAGUUUUUCCUCAACUAUUAUUCCAGCCAUAUCUCAUCGGACCCAGAUUUGAUCCAAUCAAUGGUAUCCUGGGUAAAUUCAGUGUUGGAAGCUAAGCCAUCUCUAGCACUAAAAUCAGAGUACUGGACUCAAUUCAUUGUGCCCGAAUUCUUGAAAUACUUGCAGGCAAAGGAAAAAUUCACCAUCAGUUCCACUACCAAGUUCUGGAUGAAGACUUUAAACAACAGAAGAUACACACAAGAGGAUACGGAAAUUAUUAAUGCAUUAUUCCAAUCAAUGGGUAAACAGCUUGUUUAUCAGACCAUGUUUUCACUACAUCAUGCACAAAGAUCAGAUGUCCCACAGUACGCAGAGUUGAUCAGAACUUUGUUUGCAAAGUACCCAAUGCCUAUGAAGGACUGGUUAUACGAAUUGUUACCACAAAUCACUGGUAAAGAGGCCAUUUUCCAUGAAAGAUUCAUCAACAAGCUAACUGUAACAAGAGCUUCAAGAGCAACAUUGAGCACUGUGACGGAAUGGUGGCUAGACUGCAAUGGACUACCAAACUUGCAAUAG
Messenger RNA from Kluyveromyces lactis, 3180 nucleotides. It is a transcript of the gene KAP122, whose product is annotated as Kap122p. Gene Ontology annotation, biological process: protein import into nucleus. NCBI's taxonomy places the organism in Eukaryota, Fungi, Ascomycota, Saccharomycetes, Saccharomycetales, Saccharomycetaceae. The record is from RefSeq and is a predicted model, not a curated record. Gene Ontology annotation, cellular component: cytoplasm; nuclear membrane. The transcript has a single exon. Bases 1 to 3180 code for a protein of 1059 amino acids.